Messenger RNA from Eruca vesicaria subsp. sativa (arugula), 402 nucleotides. The record is from the annotation of a GenBank genome assembly. NCBI's taxonomy places the organism in Eukaryota, Viridiplantae, Streptophyta, Magnoliopsida, Brassicales, Brassicaceae.
AUGAAGAUUCUCACCGAGAGAGGUUACAUGUUCACCACUACUGCCAAGAGAGAAAUUCAAGAGCUGGAGACAGCUAAGAUCCGUUCUUCAGUGGAGAACUACGAGCUACCUGAUGGACAAGUCAUCACCAUUGGAGCUGAAAGAUCCCGUUACCCUGAAGUACUCUUCCAGCCAUCGCUCAUCGGAAUGGAAGCCCCUGGAAUCCAUGAAACAACGUACAAUUCCAUCAUGAAGUGUGAUGUGGAUAUCAGGAAGGAUCUAUACGGAAACAUCGUCCUCAGCGGUGGUUCAACCAAGUUCCCAGGAAUUGCUGACCGUAUGAGCAAAGAGACCACAGCACUUGCAUCAAGAAGCAUGAAGAUCAAGGUGGUCGCACCGCCUAAGAGGAAAUCAGGGUCUUGA